AUGGUGCUGCCGCAUUUGGAAAACGACUUCUAUGUAGACGAUUGCUUAACCGGAGCCGAAACUAUACCAGAAGCUCUACAGAGGCAACAACAGCUGAACAAACUUCUGCAAAUUUCUGGAUUCAAGUUAAGAAAAUGGUGUACCAACAAUUUCCAAGUUCUACAAGGAGUUCCGAGGGAAGACAUCACUUUAAAUGUACAACUGGAGGAGACUUCAUAUGAGGACUACACGAUUAAGACCCUCGGAAUCACCUGGACACCAACGACAGAUCACCUUUACGAUCUGCCGGCUCAUCUUCAGGAGGAAUGGAAACGCUACAGGGAGGAGCUAAAGGUUCUGAACACCAUAAAAGUACCACGUCACGUAUACUCAGGAAAAAUACCUGUGACGGCAGAAAUCCACACAUUUGUUGAUGACUCGGAGAAAGCAUAUGGAACUGCUGUAUACAUCCGAGCAACAUAUAAGGACAAGCGAAGAAUGAUCCAGUUAUUAUGUGCAAAAUCUCACUUAGCACCAAUAAAUACAAUAACGCUACCGCGUCUGGAGCUUAAGGCUGCUGUAUUAGGAGCACAGUUGACUUCCAAAAUAAAUGAAGACUUGGCCAUGAAAAAUGCAUCCACAUAUUACUGGUCUGAUUCACGGAUUGUACUGUCAUGGAUUAAUUGCUCAUCAUCCAUUCGAGACAAAUUCGUUGCCACUAGAGUUGCAACAAUACAUGAGCUAUCCAUACCAAAACAGUGGAGACAUGUUGCAUCAGAACACAAUGCAGCAGAUGUCCUCUCCAGAGGAAUGACGGCUUCAAAAUUCGCGGAACAUACGAUGUGGUUCUACGGCCCUAUGUUCCUACAUGGUUCAUCAUCCACAUGGCCGUCUCCUUUUAUUGCUACCAACGAGGAAUUAAUAAUUAUGAAUCCGCCAAAGGUUAGUCAAUCAUCCGUGAUGACUAUCACAAAAGAGGAGGACAUAAUAUACACAAUACAACAUAAUAAUUCAUUUAACAAGCUACUCAGAGUAAUAGCUUACAUGAUGCACUUCCGACGUAAGAAGAAAUACAUAAGCCACACCAUUGAGUUUGAAGAAAUAAUGGAAGCCCGAAAAAUUGUUUUCCGCAACAUUCAAAAUAUCGACUUCAAAGAUGACAUCAAACAUCUCAAGAGGCAAAGGGAGACACUAAAAGGCAGUCCAAUCAACUCACUAUCACCAUUCUUAGAUCAGAAUGGAAUUUUGCGUGUAGGAGGUCGACUGGAGGCGGCAAAUAUAUCAUUCGACUCCAAACAUCCGAUACUUCUGCCAUACAACGACACUGUUGUGAAGAUGAUUCUUGUGCAAAUACACAAGGUCAACAUGCAUUGCGGACCUCAGGCUCUAUUAACUACAUCAAGGCAGCAAUUCUGGAUCCUUAAAGGAAAAACUAUGGCUAGGAGCACGGUAAAAGCCUGUGUCAAGUGCACUAAAGCUAAGCCAAAAUUAAUGGAGCAGAUCAUGGGAAAUCUGCCACCACUCAGGGUAACGCAAGCUCGACCAUUUUUCAACUCUGGCGUCGAUUAUUGUGGACCAUUUAAAAUCCACUACAAAAAACAUCGACGUUCACCUCAUACGCCCGUUUUGGAGAAAUCGAUGGUAACAAUACAACGAUUAAAAGACAAAAUAUUACCUCCAGGAAAUCAAAUAAAUUUGGCUAUACCGAACUACUGGAUCUUCAACGGGAUCUUGUACCAAACCGAAGACUCAGACUACCACAUAGACUUGAGACGAUCGAGCAUCACCACAUCGCAAUGUACAUCGGCCUAA
Messenger RNA from Drosophila nasuta, 1791 nucleotides. RefSeq lists its product as uncharacterized. The record is from RefSeq and is a predicted model, not a curated record. NCBI's taxonomy places the organism in Eukaryota, Metazoa, Arthropoda, Insecta, Diptera, Drosophilidae. The transcript is spliced from 3 exons. The coding region runs from base 1 to 1791 and encodes 596 amino acids.